This is a messenger RNA of Equus caballus (horse), 759 nucleotides long. The record is from RefSeq and is a predicted model, not a curated record. Lineage: Eukaryota; Metazoa; Chordata; Mammalia; Perissodactyla; Equidae.
GCCCCGCCUGCGCCCGGGAGAGCAGUCCUGGACCCCAGCUCCCGCAGAAGGGCCUCUCUCCAGCGCUCAGGCCCGGAGGGGGCUUUCUCCCUGCUCAGGAUGCAGAGGUGGGGGCUGUGGGCCGCGGCCGCCCUGACCCUCCUCUCUGCACAGGCCUUUCCGCAAGCGGACAUCAGUAUCAGCCCAGCCGUGCCAGAGCUGCCCCGGGCUUCCCUGUGCCCACUCUUCUGGAUGGAGUUCCAAGGCCACUGCUAUAGAUUUUUCCCUCUCAAUAAGACCUGGGCCGAGGCUGACUUCCACUGUUCUGAGUUCUCCAUCGGCAGGAAGUCCGCCAAGCUGGCGUCCAUCCACAGCUGGGAGGAGAAUGUCUUUGUGUACGACCUCGUGAACAGCUGUGUGCCUGGCAUCCCAGCCGACAUCUGGAUAGGGCUCCACGAUCACAGGCGGGAAGGGCAGUUUGAAUGGACCGACGGCUCGUCCCAUGACUACAGCUACUGGGAUGGGAGCCAGCCGGAUGACGGCGUCUACGCAGAGCCAGAAGAGGAGGACUGCGUGCAGAUAUGGUACCGGCCCACCAGCGCUCCGCGGUCAUGGAACGAUAACUCCUGCGGCCGGAAGUUCCCGUUUGUCUGCAAGAUCGCCUCGCUGACCAUUCUCUGAUCCGGUCUUGCCUCCUGGGAGCGAGCCCCACUCCAGCGUCCUCUGGUAGCUGUACCAUCACGUUGACACAAUAAACGUAAAACACACAAAGGAGAGGAA